Molecule: messenger RNA, 9612 nt
Organism: Vespa crabro (European hornet)
Lineage: Eukaryota; Metazoa; Arthropoda; Insecta; Hymenoptera; Vespidae
Gene: 5-HT1
Product: 5-hydroxytryptamine receptor 2A
Exons: 7
Coding region: 1917-3266 (449 amino acids)
Biological process (GO): adenylate cyclase-activating adrenergic receptor signaling pathway
Cellular component (GO): membrane
Molecular function (GO): G protein-coupled receptor activity; dopamine neurotransmitter receptor activity, coupled via Gi/Go
Source: RefSeq, a predicted model, not a curated record
CACUAUUCGAUAACAAACUCCAUAGUACCAGUACUGGUACGGUACUCCGGAGCACCGGAUCGUUCUCCCGGCGUAUCUCGGCCGUCUCGUCGGCCUUCGAGUAUCAUAUCUCCUCUCUUUUCUUUAUACAAGAGUGAAAGAGAGAGAAAAGAAAAAAAAAAAGAAAAAGAAAAAGAGAAAGAAAUCAAGAAGAAAAAAGAGAAAGGAAGAAAGAGAGAGAAGGAGAAAAAAAGUCUACGCCGUUUCUAUCGCUUGAGAGAAGCUCUCUUCCUCGAGCAAUAUAACUAUCGGUUUCGAUCACGAAAAGUAAACGUUACUCUUCUCUUUUUUUCCCUCCGAAAGUCCCUCCGACCACCCACAACCCGGUCGACUAGUAAUCCUCAAUCCACAUUCGACCCCAAUAUCACUCGAUCUUAUUCUUCUUUUCUAUCUUUCUUUUUCUUUUUCUCUUACUAUCACUCUCACUCUCUCUCUCUCUCUCUCUCUCUCUCUCUCUCUCUCUCUCUCACGUUCUUUCUUUCUUUCUUUUUUUCCCUGUUUCUCUUUGCAGUUAAAAUUGUCCAUCUGUCUGUCUCUCAGUUUUUCAAUUCGUUCGUUUGUUUCUAUUUUCCUCUUACACUCUCCUCCCCCCAACCCCCUCAUUCCUUUCCUUUUUCUUUUUUCCUUUUUAAUUCUCAUUUUCAUUUUCAUUUGCAUUUGCAUUUGCACUUGCAUUUUUUUCCUUUUAUCUUCGUAUCACGGUUAUACGGGUGUUCUCGUUAUAUUUUUCGCCGUCGUGACAACUAAUGUCAUUACAUUAAUUGUUUUCCCAUAUAUUUUAAUAACUUUUGUUUCGUAUGAUGUUUCAAAUUAGAAAAUAAUUUUAUUAUAAAAUGGGAAAAAAGUGUGUGUGAGAAUAAAAGUCCAGUGUCUUUGAACUUUCCGUAAACUCUCGUGGUAAGUCGGCGGGGAGGAAGAGGGGGUGGGGUGGGUAGUGUUGAAGGCAUCUCGAGUUUCAUCGCGUUUCACCUCUGUCUCUUUGUUUUUCUUUUUUUAACCAGACGCAUAUACACACACACACACACACAUACUCUCUCUCUCUCUCUCUCUCUCUUUCUCUCUCUCUCUGUCUCUUUUUCUCUAUUCAUCCAUUGAAUCCCAUCAUCUCUCCUUUCUUCUUCUUAUCGUGCAACGAAAAAAUUUUUGUUUUUCUCGUGUCGAGCAACCGGCAGCCCCAUUGCUUUCCAGUGCAUAACUUGUUGCUCAUACGUAAGCAGUGAUCCGAAACGUUUUGUCGAUUUCAACCCGCAGAAUGUGAAGAAAGAAAGAAGGAGAGGGGAAGAAAGAAUAAGAAGAAGAAGAAGAAGAAGAAGAAGAAGAAGAAAAAGACACGAAGAAGAGAAGAAGGAAGAGAAGUAGGAAAAAGUGGAGAAGGAGUGAAAAGAAGAAACCGGAAAAAAGUUUGUUUCUUUUGAUUUGAAAUUACAUAAGGAAAAUGGGCACUUUGGGUUGUUGUCAAUGACGAAUCUCUUCUUUUCUUCUUUCUUUCGAAACUUUAAGAGGAUGCAUUUGAAUUGAGGAGAAAAUAUCCCCUCUUCGAAAGGAAACCAAAAGGAUUUUCUCACAUUGGGCUCUGUUCGUCUAUCUUAUUACCCGCAGCUUAGAGUGCGGUAUAAAGGAUUCCUUGGAUUAUGAAAAACGUCUAAUAGAAAGAUGGAAGCUACGAAUUCUAUUGAUUUGAACGACUCGACGAAUUUCUAUAACGAAUCGGUGACAAUAGCUCGUUGAUACCAGUGAAAUUAAAUAUUCGAAUAAGACUGGCUUUAAGUCAAGAUCGGAUUGAUUACCGAUAAGCUGAUCAUGACGCGUAUCGCGAAAAGAUGAUGACCAGCGGUCGUUGAAGACCGCUAGAAAACCAGAUCUAUAGUUAUCUCAGAAUGGAGGAAAACGUUAGUAUCGCAACGAAUGCGACGGUGGAAAAUUUCGAUUUUGCCGAUCCAUGGGUCAUCCUGAGGGCUGUCAUAUUGGCUCUUUUGAUCCUCGUCACUAUCAUAGGGAAUUCGUUCGUAAUAGCGGUGAUCCUAGUGGAACGAAGCCUACAAUCCGUAGCAAAUUAUUUAAUCGUGAGUUUGGCCGUCGCCGACCUUAUGGUUGCCUGCCUCGCCAUGCCACUCGGGGCUGUUUACGAGAUAAACUCGAGAUGGUCUCUCGGGCCGGAACUCUGCGACAUAUGGACGAGCAGCGACGUCCUUUGCUGUACGGCAUCGAUAUUGCAUCUGGUGGCUAUCGCGGUCGACAGAUAUUGGGCCGUCACCGAUCUCAAUUAUAUACAGGGAAGGAGUCCAAAGAAAAUCGGUUUCCUGAUUGCCAUGGUUUGGAUUGUUUCUUUGGGAAUUUCAUUGGCACCCCAAUUUGGUUGGAAAGAUCCAAAUUACUUGGAACGUAUAGCAGACGGUGAAUGUCUCGUUUCUCAAGAUCCAGCGUAUCAGAUUAUCGCAACAUGCGCAACAUUUUAUCUACCCUGUCUGCUUAUUCUCUUUCUUUACUGGAGGAUAUUUCAAACAGCUCGGAAACGUAUUAGAAAGAGACCAGGAACGAUCGUUCAACCCUCUCGCGAAAGAAGAGGUAUCCUACGGCUGGUAACGAGAAGGCAAAGGGAGGAAUCAACAGCGUUCACUAUAACACGUUCAACCCCGGAUCAUUCGUCGAUUUCACCGGAAAAGUCGUCGUCGUAUAACGACGGAAACGUAGCGCAAUCAGCGGUCGUGAACGUUACGCCGGUAACGACGAGCACUACAGCAAACUCGUCAAAUUCUACGGGUCAGACAACGAGCUCGACAACAGCAACAACAACGGCAACAACAGGAGCAACAACAACGGCAACAACGGCAGGAGUAACAACAACGACGACAACGACACCGGCGACAACAACGAUGACGACGUCAACGAGUAGGCCAAGUUCAGCGUCUACGUCGACGACGGUACGUCAGGCGACAUCGACGAAGAGAAGUCGUGAAACGAUAGAAUCUAAACGUGAAAAGAAAGCAGCCAAGACAUUGGCAAUCAUCACCGGUGCCUUCGUCGCCUGUUGGCUACCAUUCUUUGUUCUCACGCUUCUACGUGUCAUCUGUUAUUGGUGCCAAAUACCCGACGUAGUAUACAAUGUCUUCCUCUGGCUUGGCUAUUUCAACAGUACCCUCAAUCCUGUCAUCUACACCAUCUUCUCACCCGAAUUCAGGCAAGGUUUCAAGAGAAUGCUUUGUGGUAGUUCGAGAGUGACCCGCUGACAUUGGAUUUAAUUUCCUUUCCCUUAAUAUCAUUAUUAACGAUAAUUAAAACCAUUACAAUCACUACCACAAUCAUCCACGACAACACCAACGACACCAUUGGUACUAUCCUCCCUGAAAGGAGGAAGCUUUAGUCUCUUCUUUCUCUGUUUUUUCUUUCUCUCUCCCUCUCUCUCUCUCUCCCUCUCUCUUCCUCUCUUUCUCGUUCACGCAUAUGCCUGUGAAAGAAUAAUAGCAGAUAUAAAACUUUCAUAUUUUUUCAAUUUUUUAUUCCUUUCGAAGUGUCUUUUCAAUCAGAAUUUCUUAAUCGCAAACGUUUAACAAUUUUCUUUAUUAAUUUAAUCAUAUUAAAAUGUAAGAAUUCAAGAAAAAAAAAAAUAACAAAAUUUAUCAAGAUAUAUCAGCUAUUAUCUCCUCUCUGUCUCUCUCUCUCUCUCUCUCUCUCUUUUUCACUCUCUCUCUCUCUCUCUAUCUCUCUCUAUCUCUGUGUCUCUCUCGUUUAGAUUUAUUCAUAGAACGCAAGAUAAACACGUGCACGCCUUCACUUUUUCUUCCUUCUUCCUCUCUGCCUUAUCAAUAGUAAAUAGCUAUGUAUUGUAUCUCGUGUAUAUAAAAAAUAUAUACAUAUGUUCUAGGAUAAAAGUCAAAUUUGAAUCAUGGGCCAAAAACCAUGAGAUCGUGAAUAAACAUACAUAUAUAAAUACAUACGUAUAUAUAUACAUACAUACAUACAUACAUACAUACAUACAUACACAUAUGCAUACAUGCACAACAACAUUUUCUUCUCGCGAAUGUAAUAACAUAUAUAGGUACAUACAUACACGUGUAAUUAAACUUACAUAUGAGAUCACGUGUUUUGUCGUGGUCAACAUUGUCCAUUUUUUUCCUUCUUUUUUUUUUUUUGUUGUUGUGGCGAACGAUUUACCUUUUAGCCAUUCCAACUCUCGGCUGUAUCGACAAUUAGUAGUGGCAUCUCUACUGAUCUGAAUCGUUCGACCGAGAGAACGAAAAAAAAAAAAAAAAGAAAAUAGAUAGAGAGAAAAAAGAGAGAGAGAAAGAGAGAGAGAGAGAGAGAGAGAGAAAAGAAGAAGAGAGAUAGGGACCGUAAUUUGUGUGCAUGCGAAAGAGAGAGAGAGAGAGAAAGAGAAAGAAAGAGAAAGAAAAAGAAAUUGAGAAAGAAACGUUUUGCAAUUACUCACGUCUUUAAAACGCAUUAGAAUGGCUUUUAAAGCAUCACUUUUAAAAGUACAUACUGUUUAAAAUGGCUAUAUCUCUACACAAUAUUUAUCUAUCCUUUAUUCCACCUUGUAACAUACGUCUUUAUAGAAACAAACACACACACACACACACACGACAGCCUUACAAAAACAGACACACAGAUGCACGCAAGCACACACACACACGUACGUACAAAUAUUAGAGCAUAAUGAGAAGAAAACGAGGAACUACGAGGAACUAAUGAAUUCUAAUUGUAAAAGAUGGUGAAAGAGAGAGAGAGAGAGAGAGAGAGAGAGAGAGAGAGAGAGAAAGAGAGAGAAGGAGAUAGAUAGAUAGAUAGAUGGAGAGAGAAAGAGAAAUUUGUCAACUUCAAAUUUGCUUACGAGUAUAUUACGACCGAUCGUGAGAGGAAAGACUAAAACUUAUUGUUAGCAUGAGAAAGAGAUAGAUAGAGAUAGAUAGAUAGAUAAAGAGAGAGAGAGAGAGAGAGAGAGAAAGAAGAUCAAAUUUGAAUUCUCUGUAUUUGUGAUAAAUUUACGGGGAAGAACUCCCAUAGAGUUCAAGGAUGCUCAAUUCGUUUGAAACCUCCUUUUCUAUAACUUAGUUUGAUUCUUCUCGUUGUAAAGUCGAGUGUAUGUGUCUCGAAAAGUGAAUUUUGCGAGAAGAAAUGUGAAGAUCAAACGAAUUUCAUUCACUCUACGAACAAUGGAAUAAAUAGGAGAUCGAUCUUUUUUUACCCCUCCAAUCUCUUUCGUUUCUUCCUUUUUUUACUUCUUUCUUCUUUUUUUUCUUUCUUUUCCUUUUCGAUUUGUCUAAAAAUAUUACGAUCUUUUUUUAACAGAUUAAUUGGACGAGAAGGAUUUUUUUUUCUUUUUCUUUUUCUUUUUUUUUUUUCUUUUUUUUUUCUUUUUAAUAAAACCAUGCUAAUAUUUAUUUACUUUCUUUUUUCUCUUUGUUUUAUUUCUAAAUAUUCCGCAUGUUUUUAAUUAAAUAUUUCAAUUCCAUUUGAAAGAAAUUUUUAUUCCUUCGAAAUUAGAUCGCGUAUGUAUCGCAAGUACUUACAUACGAUUUUAUUAUUACAUAUGAAUGAAAUAAAUAAAGUUAAUUAAUGAACGUACAUUGGUUACACUUUUAAGAAAUUUUUUUUCUCGACGUUCGAAAAAAUUUAUUAAAAAAGUUCACAAUAUUGUAAAUCUCUUAUCAAAAAGUCUCCGGAUGUCUAAUAUUUCUUUUCUCUCCACUUUUCUCCUGUGUUUAUCCUCGAGCGAUCACCAUGUUUCGACGUUAAUAAUAAUGGAUUAUUAUUAUUAAUGCGAAAUUUCAAGGGUAAAAAAAAAAACGAAAAAAAAAAGAAAAAAGAAAAAAGAAAAAAUGAAAAAGAGAAAAAAAGGAAAUAAAAAUUUGAAGACGAAAUAAAAUAAGAUGCGAUACGUAUGUCUCGUCUCUGUAAGAUAGGACAUACAAGUGGAAGAAGGUAUGUAAUAAGACUUGUUUCAAGCUAAAUGAAAAAUAUUAGAGAGAAGAUAAAGGGCAAAGGUCAUUAGAAUUAGAUAACGGGGGGGAGGGAGGGGGGGAUAUCUUUCUUCAAAGCUUUUAAAUAAAGAUAAUCAUUUCUUUCGUACUGACAUGCCUCUUCUCUCUCUUUUUCUUUUUUUCCAUUUUGUUUUCUUUUUAUUCUAUUUCUUCUUUUUUUCUUUUUUUUCUUUCUUUUAUUUUCUACGAUAAAAUUCGCAAUUUAUUUCGAAAAGACGCCCUUUUUUUUCCCCCGAUUCAUCAUCAUUCCUAUCGUGUUAAUAUUUAUCUCUUUCACAGUCCGUACCUUUCUCUUUUGUCUUUGAGCUUUCGCAAUAGUAGAAAUAACAUAGAAGCAAUGUAAUAGACCAAUGUAAAAAAAAAAAGAAAUGAUAUAGAUUCAAUACAAUCCGCAAAAAUAUCGACAUUUUUCUAUUCGAUGACAGAAUAGAUCGCUAAAGUUUGAUUAACGAGUCGGUAUAAUUGUAUGUUCGAACAUUAAAUGUUUCUUUUUUUCACGAUAUCUCUCUCUCUCUCUCUCUCUCUCUCUCUCUAUAUAUAUAUAUAUAUAUAUAUAUAUAUAUAUAUAUAUAUAUAUAUAUAUUUAUUUUAUCUCUAACAUGAUCGAUCGUGUAUAUCCAUUCAUCCAUGAUCGUGAAUGAUUUUUUAUUAAACGAUUUAUACUUCGUCAUGUCGUGUAAUCUUUCUCGUUUAUUUUAUAUUUUUGAUAAAAGCAAAGAAAAAGAGAUAAAAAAAAAAAAAGAAAAAAAAGAAAUCCUGGAAAUGGAUUUAUAUAAAAAUUCAAGAACUUUUUCUAUAUGGAAAGUAACGGCGGGGUGGGAUGGGGCGUUGGGGUGCGAGGGAGGAUAGGGAAAAUAACAAUCAUUCGUAAGAUAAUUCCAGUUUUAUGCAUAUGCGUAUGCAAUCGCAAAUUUUAUUCUUCUUUCAUGUAACAUUAUCACAACGAAUAACGGGACGAGGAUGAAAUUGCGAAGUUUCGAAUGGAAAUCAGACAUAUUGCGACGCUUGUAUUUUCGUCAGAACGAAGACAAAAGCAAUUGUUCCGUGGAAAUACGGGUAUAGCACGCAAAUUGCAUACGAAGUGUAAUUUAACGAAAUCAUAGUCAAACAAGCGGGCAAACAGAGAACCAUAAUAUUGCAUCGCAUUUAGCCUUAUCAGACAUAUUCGCUGGUAAGGAAAGGAGCUUUGGAUAUUUCGUGCGAAGAACUUGUGCUUAAUACUUGUCACGUGUAAAGACACGUGAAAGAUUAAAAAAAAAGAAAACACACACACAGAAAAAAAAAAAAAAGAAAAGAGGAAAAAGAGAAGAAGAGGGAAAAGGAAAAAAAGAAAAUAUUUAUAAAAAGAUUUUUGUGAACUAUGUGUGUGUGUGUGUGCUUAUGUCUCUCUGUGUACGUGUGCGUGUACGUGUGUGUGUGUGUGUGUGUGUGUGCAUGUACAUUUAAAUCUUUUCGUAUAAACGAAAGACGAAUUUUAGCGAGAGCGUCACGUAGAUCGAAUUGUUAUAUCGUUAUACGUGUCGUUAUUUCUUUUUUUUUUUUUUUGAUAUUUUCCUUUUUAGAUUUUUCUUUCUUUUUUCCUUUUUUAUUUUUUUCUUUUUUCCUUUUUUUCUUCUUCUUUUCUUUUUUUUUUUUUCUUUUUUUUCUACCAAAGUUAUAGACUCGUUAAGUCGAAAAUAAAAAGAAAAGCAAAUGACAAAGACGUGCCGUACGUUGUACCUUAGCCAAUUUGUCUCUACGCUCGACCGAAUCUUUUCAAAUACAACACAUGGAAAUGUCUUAUUCGAUCUCGUCGUUUCCCAUUAGAAAUGUUCAAUGCCACUCUAUUUCUACGUCAUACUUUCAAAUUGAAUGAGAUUUGUAAUGAAAUUUGUUGUUCGCACUUUGAAAAAUAUUUUGAACGAUAUCAAAAUAUUAAAUAAUAUUACGAAUACGACAGACAGACUCGAUGGGAUGAUUUUGUUACAAUUGAUUGAGUCAAUGUUUCGCCAUAGUUGAAUGCUCAAAAGGGAGAAAACAAAAAAAAGAAAAAUAAGAAAAGAAAAAAAAAAAAAAAGAGAAAAAAGGAAAAGGAAAAAAAGAAAAAAAAAACAGAAGAAAACACAUGUUAUAAACAUUUAGAAAAUGUCGUAAUGUCAGAAAGAGAGAGAGAAAGAGAGAGAUAGAGAGAUUUCGAAGAAAGUCAAAUAAAAAAGUUCUGUAUAACUAAUGCAUUUCGUGAUUAGCUAAUUGCAUAAGACACUCCCCAUCAGUUGUGCCUAACAAGGAAAUAAGCAAAACGUCUGAUAAUCCUGUUACAUAGCUCGUUCUUAGAAAGAAAAAGAGAGAGAGAGAGAGAGAGAGACAACGAUCUUUCCGCAUUAAUAAUCACGUUAAUUUCGUCUUUCACGAUACCUUAUACCUCAUUUAUCAUUCUUCUAAUCGAGCAUCGAAACACGAAUGUUUGCCGUUCAAACAUUUCCAAAACUUUCAAUUACGUAUAUCACUCUUAAUCUCUCUCUCUCUCUCUCUCUCUCUCUCUCUCUCUCUCUCUCUUUCUCUUUCUUUCUGUUUCUUUCUUUCUUUCCUUCUUUCUUUCUUUCUUUCUUCUUCUACUUCUACAUCAACGACUGAUAAAAAAAUAACAGGUAGAUAGAGAUAAAAAGAAAAAGAGAGAGAGAGAGAGAGAGAGAGAGAGAGAGAUGCAUAUAAAUAUGAAAAAACUCGAUGUAUCCCGAUUAUCCUACAAUUUACAUCGCAUUGCUCUGCUAUUUAUCGACGUUAUGCCUAAGGUUGUUAAAUGAAAAAAAAAAGUAAAAAAAAUAAAAAAAAAAAAAUAAAAAAAAAAGAAUAAAAAAGUGAGAAUGAAAAAGUUUGCGAGAGAAAAAUUGAGAGAAGAAAGAGAAAGAGAGUGGGAGAAGGGAGGGGGGUCGGCGGCGGGAACGGUGGAGGGAGGAAGGGAGGGAGAGAAAAUGAUCUUUAAACAAAAAAGACAAGAUUGACGGAACUUAGGAAAAAUGACGUAGUUAUAUGAUUAAAAAAAAAAAGAAAAAAAAAAAAAAGAAAAAAAAAAGAAGAAAAGAAAAAAAAAAAGGAAAAAAAAGAAGAAAAAAAAAGUAAAGAAAUAAAAGAAGGAAAAGAAGGAAAAGAAAAAAAAAAAAAUAUGCCAAGCGAUAUUAUAUAGUAGCUGAAAGUACAGUUGAAACGUGCGCGUGCCGUGUAAAAGAUAACGAGAGAAAUUGAAAGAGAGUAUAUAGUAUAUAAGUACUUAAUGUAUAUAAGUACUUAUGCGUGCGUAUGCGUUAAUAUGUAUGGGUACUAUUAUCUGUGAGCGAGAAAUUUGAAAAUAAUAAUUUAAAUUUAAUCGCAUCUCGCGUAGGACCAUUCAAAAGAGGCUCCUCAUGUGAUUCACUCACGUGAAAGAAAGGAAAAACAUUUUCUGCGUUGAUCAAGAUUAAAUAAGAAACGUGUAUUUAAAAUGCGGCCGCUUGCUUUAUAUUUAUUCCCUCUCGAUAAAAAAAAAAUCGUAAAGCGACUAUUACGAUAAUGAUACGAGAAGAUGAUGAAGUAAUUACGUUUAAAUAAAUCGAAUUACGAAGGGUUUCGAAAGAAUUAA